GGGGCUAUUACGCUUUUAGAGAAAGUCAAAGCCAGGUUUGUCGACGUAGCUGGUUUUCGUGGUUUUUCUCAUUUUAAGUCCUAGUGGACUUUUGCACGGAUCAAAAAGGAAUAUUUUGUAUUCUAUAAUAUGGAGACUAAACUGCUCGUCACUGUGCUGUUUUUCGUGGCUGUUCACGAAGCCGUUUCACAAGUACAAACAAUAACUCCAGUGGUGAAUAAUGUCCAAAACGGAGUUGAUAUCCAUGACGUACCAGUGAUCAAGGAAAAACCAAAGAAAGUGAUUCGUUACAAGCUCAUCAGAAUGUCGGAUGAAGACAUCAAAAAAGAAGAAGAAGCCAAGAAACAAAAAGCUUUACAAGAUGAAGUACACAAGGAGUGGAAAAAAACUCGAGUUGGCMCGUCUAGCGUUUUUGUUGGAAAGAAYAAGUCACUUGUAACAAGCAAGAACGAACAUAAGGUCAAAACCGUUAACGAAGCUGUCAAGAACCAACAUAAGCCUCUGGAAACAAAGGAAAACGCUUUACAUAAAGAAGAAGACAAAGAAGAUGAGGAAGAAGAAGAAGAUGUGGAAGAACAAGGAAGCGGUGCUGAUAACAUGGAGAACGAGGGAAGCGGGCAAGAUCAGCUUACUGAAGAGUCCAAAGAUGAGUCUGAGGCAAAGAAACCCGAGGCAGAGGAAAAGGUUGUCAAAGCCCCUGAGUCUCAUAAGGACACCCCAAAGAAAAUCAAGGUUGCUAAGAAACCAGUUCAUCUCACGAAGAUCCACCACCACAAACAACAUCACCACAAACACCACCACAAGCACCACCAUGUCAAGAAAACCAAGAACCCCAUCAAAGCUAUCAUCAAAAAGCARAAGAAACACACUAAAUCAUAAACCUAUGACGUCAUCGUUACCAUGGAAACRGAGUCCAUUAUACUAUUGGGACAUAAAUAGUGUUGCCAAGGCAACUGACAUGACUUGCUGGACUUCAAGAACGUUAUAUAUACUUGCAUAAGUGUUUGGGAGUUCUAGAACGUGAAAAAAAUGUUUGGUUUGGAAAACUGAGUUUAGUAGGAAAAAAAUGUACAUUUUUUCAAAGUGGAAUAGAACUUGUUUUUAAGGCUUAGAUGCGUAUUUUUAACUUUUUAACUUUCUUGAUUAGUUUAGAAAAGAGAGAAGCUAAUUAAUUAAGCUUUGUUUAAUUUCAACAAUCAACUUAUACGAUUCUCAAUUACCUCAAUUAGUAGAUCUUAUAAGAAAUAAAAGUCUUAAAUUAUAAA
Exaiptasia diaphana is the source of this 1265-nucleotide messenger RNA. Its product is annotated as glutamic acid-rich protein. The record is from RefSeq and is a predicted model, not a curated record. NCBI's taxonomy places the organism in Eukaryota, Metazoa, Cnidaria, Anthozoa, Actiniaria, Aiptasiidae.